AAUUAUUGAAAGAGAGAAUGAGGAUUAUGUCCUCACAGUAUUUGCUUUAAGUCAAUCGGUGGAAAUCGACAAGAGUGACGAUGAUGACGAUCUUCUCUCGUAGUAGUAUUUGCCUAUAUUUUACUCGUAGGAAGCUCUGAAUCCGUUACAUACUUAUAGUUAGUUGACUUAUCCAUUUUCCCCUUCAUGGUAGAUAUCAGAGUAAAGAAGGGACAUAAAUAUAUUGACAAUUAUACCCCCUCGAGUCUUGGUUUACAAAGGAAGAGAGGUGCAUGGAUACGAUACAUACAGAAGCUGGAUGCUCGGGUGGUGCAGAAGCAGUGCUACGCCUUCAACCGAAUUCCUCAAUCUCUAUUACUUACGACUCUCAAUUCGGGCCCCACAAUGACAUCAUGCUUCUUGAAAUCGACGAAAAGCUCCUCCCUGAAAUCCUUCACCAAAGAGUGACUUUAAGAGGACAGCCCGACGAAGAUGCAGUUCUUUGCACUACUUCCAAGACGUAUGCUGUUAAAUUUGUCGGUACAUCAAACUCCGUAUUACUCAUACCUCCCUCAGACAAAGUCUCGGAACUGUGUAAUAACAAAGAUGAAAAAAAUACAGUGGUUGCAUCUGUCAUCAAAGUUGCACCAGGUUGCAUGGAACUCGUUGAGGUGGCACCUAAAUUAGAUAAACUCAAACUGCUUCUAUCUCAAAACCCAUACACUUUUGGCGAAGCCUCGAAGAUGGACAUUCUGGAAGAGUGUGAAAAGACGGAUUUAGGUCUGUACAGAUUGGAGGAUCUUCUCGACAGGUGUCAGGCAAGUGAAGACGAACUGAAGCGGGGUCUACAAUCCCUUUCGGCGAUAGAAAUCGAUGGGUACUGGCGAAUUCUGGACGACGAAUAUAAAUACGCGAUUCUGAACAUGCUCUUGCACAACGCUGUGUUGAACGAUUGGUCGAUUGAUGAGCUGGACGAAGAUGAGGUUGUGAAUGUUCUAGUAGCGGACGAAUUUCCGGCGAAUGUAGCAAGGCAUUGCUUGCGGGCCCAUAGUGAGGCGGUGGAUGUCGGGGGGAAGUGUAGGUGGAAGUUGGAUGAGAGGGGCGUUUGCGUAAAAUUGGCGAGGGGGAUCUUGAAAGAAGGUAAGAUGAAACUCGAGAUCUUUAUGGAGGAGUGGGGGCGGAAGGUUCCGGAAGGUAUGAGGGCUAGUUUGGACUUUUUGGAAGGUGAAGUUUUGAUGGAGAAGAUUGGAAUGGAGACUAGGGUUUACUCGUUUAGUGUGUCGGAUCUCCCGUCGAGUCCUGUCGAGCGGUUUGCUGUGCUAUUUAACGAGAGGGCGAAGUGGGAAUGGAAGGAUCUAGAACCUUAUGUCAAGGAUUUGAGAGUGCCGGGACUUUCUGCAGAAGGUUUGCUGCUGAAAUAUACGAGAAGAACUCAGCCGACUAUGGAGGCAGAGCCGGUUUUCAGUGCAAGAUAGCACACUAUGGAGGCAGAGCCUGUUUCCCGUGCAAGAUAGCACACACCAUUCAUUGCAUGGUUGCUUAGCUUGUAUCGUAUAAUUGGGAUUUUUUGUGACUUUGAUGUCAUGUUCAAUUUAAUCGUAUAUUAGUUUGUGAUUUAAUGUCGAUUGUAAACCGAUUAAUUUAAAUCGAACCAUUAAUUUCAACCAAUCUAUGUACAGUUGGGUUGGUUGGUUGAUCUAUCGAUCAUACCGACCAUCAUUUUUGAAUUCCCAAACUGAUUGUAAGACGGUCAAAAUUACGUUCGAAGUAAACUUAUUGUGGGUUA
Messenger RNA from Erythranthe guttata (spotted monkey flower), 1765 nucleotides. RefSeq names its product zinc ion binding protein. The record is from RefSeq and is a predicted model, not a curated record. Gene Ontology annotation, cellular component: chromosome, centromeric region; Ctf18 RFC-like complex; chromatin. Lineage: Eukaryota; Viridiplantae; Streptophyta; Magnoliopsida; Lamiales; Phrymaceae. Gene Ontology annotation, biological process: mitotic sister chromatid cohesion; maintenance of mitotic sister chromatid cohesion.